CGCUUCGCGCGUAUUGGCGGAGCGAACACAAACGAAACUUUACACAACAAUCAGAUCCAACAAUAACAAUAUUAACGAAAAUGCAAUAAAUGUGCAAAAAAUCAACAACAACAACCAAACUCACAACUUAAGGCUAAGGCCAGCCAAGAGACGACAAACAAGAACAACAACAACAACAGCAGUAGCAGCAGCAGCAGCAGCAGCAGCAACAACGACGAGGACGUGGAUCACAACAACGGCCAAAUCAUGAUCAGCAGCAGAUGGAGUAGCCUCCAGGCACUGGUGCUGCUCCUCAUGCUGACGAUGCACUGCAGCCGACACCCAGCAACGGACGCCUACAACAUCGACCUGCCCAGCUACGUGCGACAUCGGCACGCCAGCAGCUCGAUGUUCGGCUUCAGCAUUGCGCUACACAAGACUCGCAGCAACUAUGCGAACAAUUCUUUGGUUGUGGGCGCACCCAAGUUCGACACGUCGACGUAUCAGGAGCACGUGGUGGAGGCUGGAGCCGUAUUCAAAUGUUCGAUGAACGACGAUGACUGUCAUUUGGUGCAAUUCGAUUCGAAAGGCAACAACAAGAACACAAUGGGCGAAACAAUCGAUCGCAAGUCAUAUCAGUGGCUCGGCGCAACUGUCGCCACCGGACGGGACAGCGACUUGGUUGUGGCCUGCGCGCCGCGCUACGUCUUCCACACGAUGACGCCAUCGAGGGCGCUGCGCUAUGAUCCGGUGGGCACCUGCUUCACCUCGCACAACUUUGCCCAGUUCCACGAGAUAUCGCCGUGCCGCACAAACAACUGGGGCUAUCAUCGUCAGGGCUCAUGCCAAGCUGGCUUCAGUGCGGCUAUCAACAGUAACGGAUCGCGUUUGUUCAUUGGCGCACCUGGCAGCUGGUACUGGCAAGGACAAACCUACUCAAUACCGCCCGAUGCCGAGUUUCCAUUUAAGCCGCCUUAUUAUCAGCCCUUCGGCACUGGAGGUCAAGCGAUAUCCCAGGAUGUGACCAGGCCCGAGAACCAGGUGUUCUCCACGGCGGAGAGCUCAUCGGCCAACGACGAUUCGUACCUGGGUUAUUCUAUGGUCACUGGAGAUUUCGAUGCAGAUCGCACUGAAGACGUUGCCAUUGGCAUGCCGCGCGGCGCCAAUCUGUCCGGCAAGGUCGUCGUCAAUCGCUGGAAUAUGGCCAACAUCAUGAACAUAUCGGGUCACCAGAUUGGCGAGUACUUCGGCUAUGCCCUGGCCAGCAGCGAUGUGGACGGCGAUGGACUCGACGAUCUGAUCAUCGGUGCGCCCAUGUACACGGAGCUGAACAAUGUCGAGGGCAAGUACGAUGUGGGACGUGUCUAUGUGGUGCUACAGGGCGGCGUAUCUCAGUCGGAUCGCUGGAAUAAGGAGUUCAUACGAGAAGGCUUUCAGACCAAGGGACGCUUUGGCCUGGCGCUCACCACGCUGGGUGAUGUCAACGGCGAUGGCUAUGGCGAUUUUGCAGUGGGUGCACCCUACGAUGGACCCGAGGGUCGUGGCGUGGUGUACAUCUAUCAUGGUUCAGCGCUAGGUCCCCUCCUGAAGCCCUCGCAGAUCAUUAAGGCUGAAAGUCUGGUCGAGGCGGCUCCAUACCCGCGCACCUUUGGCUUUGCGUUGUCCGGCGGAGUGGACAUGGAUGGCAAUACGUAUCCUGACUUGGCUGUUGGCGCCUAUGCCUCGGAUCAGGUGUUUAUUUUCAAGUCGCGCCCAGUGGCCGCUGUCAAUGCAGAAACGGUGUUUGCCAGUGCCUCGAAGCUGAUCAGCCUGGACGACCGCACCUGCCAGCUGCAGCGCGAUCACAAGAUGGUUCCCUGUAUGCCAUUGAGCACCUGCUGGAGCUACACAGGUCGCUAUCUGCCCGCGCAGCUGGACUUUGAAGUCUCCUGGCUGCUGGAUGCGAAGAAGACGCGCAAUCCCCGCAUGUUCUUCCUGCGUGACGAGGGCAAGAACAUCCGCAACCAGACGAUCCGACUCGCCUACGGCCAAAGGUAUUGCCUCAACGAGACCGUCUACCUCAUGGACGGUGUCCAGGACAAGCUGACACCCCUCGAGGUAGAGGCGCGCUACAACCUGCGCAGCAGUCGCCCCAUCGAAUCCCGUUCCCGGACACGUCGCGCAGCCCUUGAGCCGGUCAUCGAUCAGAACCGCGAGAUCAUUCUACGCGAUGCGAUCAACAUACAAAAGAACUGCGGACCGGACAACAUCUGUGAGCCCGAUCUAUCACUGACCGUAACGGCCGUCGACAAGUAUCUGUUUGUGUCCGGCGAGCCGCUGACCAUUGAGGUGCUGAUCAAGAACAAUAACGAAGAUGCCUUCGAGGCUGCAUUCUACAUGAUGACGCCCAAGGACUUGCAGUUCACCAAGCUGCAGCAGCUGGGCGAGAAGAUCGACAUGCCCAUCACCUGCUCAGCGCCCGAUGCCAGCAACAACUACACCCUCAAAUGUGACAUUGGUAACCCGCUAAAGGGUGGCAAUAUGACUCACUUUGCGGUCAGCUUUGUACCGGCGGAGAAGCACACGAAGACGUCCAGCUACGAUUUCUAUUGGGUGGCCAAUUCCACAAAUGUGGAGCGCAAGAACUCCGAGUACGAUAAUGUGGGCAGCAAGAGCAUUGGCGUCUGGGUAGAGACCGACCUGACCAUCAAGGGUACCUCGCUGCCCGACUACCAGGUGUACAAGGCAGCCGACUACAAGGCACCCGGCAACGCCACCACCGAGGACGAACUGGGUCCACAGGUGGUGCAUAUCUAUGAGCUGCGCAACAACCUCAGUUCCUACAUUGAGGGCGCCGUUGUGGACAUCUACUACCCCUAUCAGACCGAAUCUGGUGAUCCACUCAUGUACAUCGUCAAUCAGCCGGAGACGGGCGGUAAAAUCCGCUGCGACAAGAUCGAGGUUAACGAGCUGGGCCUCAAGCUGAACGAGAAGCAGAAGAACAAGUCCUACCUGCAUGCCCAGGGCGCGAUUAGCAACUCUGUGCCGGCGACAUGGGAUGCUUCGGCUGGCAGCGAGGGAGCUGGCGGUCAUGUGGAGAUCUCGCAUGGCAUCCAAACCGGCAACACGGUUGGCGUCACCGUCGGCAACGACAACCAGCGCAGCCUGACACCCAAGCAGAAGGAGCUGCUGGAGCGCGAGGACGCCCAGGACGCGGCAGGAGACGCCUCCUUUGUGCAUUUGGAUCGUGCCAAUCAAGCGGGCUCGAGCAGCAACCAGGAGGCGAACAUGAAUCAGAGCAGUGGCAGCUUCUCAAGUGGCGGUUUCAUUCCAGCUGCGCCCAGCGGCGAGCUGCUCAGCCACAGCACCCAUGGCCAUAUUCAAAUGGCGCCGCCCCAGGUCACCUCCAGUUCCAGAUCCAGCUACCAAAUGCGACCCCAGCAGCAGCGGCAGCAGCAAGUUUAUCUUGCUGGCGGCCCAGUGGACAAGUCGAUGUAUGGCGGACGCAAUGGCGACUUCCAUGCGGGCACCCUUGAUCUGGGCACCUUCAACCGCGGCAACGUGGACAAUGAGCUGCACAAUAGCCAGGUGCAGUACGGCCAGCCGGCGGUGCAGCGGCGUGUGGUGUAUAGCUCUGGUAGCAAGCCGUACUAUGGCCGUGAGAACGAGGACUUCUACGACGAGGACAAUCAGCAGCAGAAGGCGUUUGGCCAGUGGCACAGCUCCAGCUCCAACUCGAACUCUGCGCCUCGUCGCUACAGGCGCGACGUGCCUACUACGAUAGAGAUGCGUCUGGCGAAUGGCACGUCACCCUGCCUGGGUGUCCAGUGUCGUCGACUGCGCUGCUACUUGGAGAAUCUGGGCUAUGAGGAUGCGGAUGCGGCCUUUGUGGCCAUACGAGCUCGUAUGGUAGCCACCACCAUGGAAAAGCUGGCGCCCACUGUGCCGUUGAAUGUAUCCACGCUCGCCGUGGCGAACGUGACCAGCUUGCCCUUCAUUGGCAAGCCCAAGGAGAAGAUAUUGAAGACGCACGAGAUCUUCUACAAGGCGCAGCCAGAGCCGCAGCAGGUGCCCGAUGUGGUGCCGCUCUGGGUUGUGGUCUUGGCUGCAUGUGCGGGUGCUCUUAUCUUUCUACUGCUCGUUCUGCUGCUCUACAAGUGCGGCUUCUUCAAGCGCAAUCGGCCCGCAGAUCAUUCGCAGGAGCGACAACCGUUGCGCAACGGUUACCAUGGCGAUGAACAUCUGUAAAUGCGUUGCAUCCGCAGCAGCAGCUGCCGAAAUUUAAAUAACAGAAAUACAAAAAACAAAAAAAAAAACACGAACAAUUAACAUCUCACUAAAAAAAUGUACUAAACACAAAAAACAAUGCAGCAGAUGCAAACAAACAACGGUUCUAAAAACAGCAACAAAAACUCUACUAAAACAUCGAACGCACUUAACCAAGUUUCAAACCGCGCGCGCGUUUUUAAAACGCGUGCCAAAGCACGACAACAAAAGCAAAAGAAAAUGAAGAA
This is a messenger RNA of Drosophila arizonae, 4472 nucleotides long. It is a transcript of the gene if, whose product is annotated as integrin subunit alpha inflated. Gene Ontology annotation, cellular component: external side of plasma membrane; integrin complex. Gene Ontology annotation, molecular function: integrin binding. The record is from RefSeq and is a predicted model, not a curated record. NCBI's taxonomy places the organism in Eukaryota, Metazoa, Arthropoda, Insecta, Diptera, Drosophilidae. Gene Ontology annotation, biological process: integrin-mediated signaling pathway; cell-cell adhesion; cell adhesion mediated by integrin.